GUUGCGUGGUGGGCGGCGCCGCCGGGUGCCGUCAGUCGGCGUGCAGCUGCCGCGCCGCGAGGACACGGCGCCAACAUGAGGACUCCGGGAGCAGGGCGGUGCGUGGCGGCGCUGGGGGUGUGGCUGGCGGCGACGGCGGUGGCGGUGGCGCUGCCCAGAGCGAGCAGCAUCGUGCCGCAGGAGAGGGCCAGCAAGCGCAUUGCAGAAUCUUCCAGCGUCUUCUCCGUCGAGCUCAUUCGGACGGUGCUGGGGCAGUCCGGGGGCAACACGGUGGUGUCGCCGCUGAGCGUGUCGGCCAUGCUGGCCAUGGUGGCGCAGGGCGCCGGCGGCAACUCGAGCGCGCAGCUGGAGCACGCCCUGCGCGCCUCGGCCCAGGAGCUGCGCGACGGCUACAACGUCAUCGUGCACAGCCUCAAGAACCGCAAGACGAAAUCCGCGCUGGAGUUCGGCAACUCCGUGUUCGUGAGCAACGAGCUGCAGGUGAUGCCGAAGUUCAAGGAGGAGCUGUACAAGAGCUUCCUGGCGAGCAUCGAGCCAACCAACUUCAAGGCGCCGGAGCAGGCGGCGCGGCGCAUCAACCGCUGGGUGGCGCAGGCCACGCGCGACCGCAUCCCCGACCUCAUCCACCCCGCUGCCAUCCGGCCGCGCACGGAGAUGGUGUUGGCGAACGCCAUUUUCUUCCGCGGCGUGUGGCUGCGCACCUUCAACGUGAACAAGACGUACAGCGCGCCCUUCAGCCCCACGCCCAGCACGCGAGUGAAGGCGCCCUUCAUGCACCAGAUCGGGCGCUUCCGCGGCGGCGAGGACCCCACGUUGGGCGCCAAGUGGGUGGAGCUGCCCUUCGACGGCGAGGAGUUCUCGAUGGUGCUGGUGCUGCCAAGCGAGCGGCACGGGCUGGACGCGCUGCUGACGCGGAUGACGUCGCAGCACCUCACCAACAUGCUCAACACGCGCACCUCCAAGCAGGUCAUCCUCAACCUGCCGCGCUUCCGCCUCGUCUCCGCCAUCUCGCUGGUGUCCGCGCUGCAGGCGAUGGGAAUCACGGACAUCUUCAACGCGAAGUCCGAUUUAUCGGGCAUCACAACCAACAGUCAGGCUCUCCUCGUGUCGGACAUCAUCCACAAGGCGCAAAUUGAAGUGAACGAAGAAGGCAGCUCCGCAUCGGCAGCUUCGGCUGUGCUGGUGAACACGCUCAGCCUCAACUCGUUUAUGGACGACUUACCCUUCAUGGCGGACCAUCCGUUCCUCGCCAUUAUUUUGGACAGGGUAAACUCCCUCCCGCUGUUCGCGGGGCGGGUGUCCAACCCACUGGCGUAACGAAGGGCGUUGGGUGCAGCGCGGUGGCGCUGCUCGGCUGUCUACUGUGACGCGAACUUCGCGAUUCAGCCGGUCCCCUGAACGCUGCCCGCUCAGUGUGUGCACUUUGGGCGGUUCCAACAGCACGGCCAAUGCCUUUAUCCUCUUAUUCCCAGUGAUUAGCCUUGAAGAAAAGUUGUGAAGACAGAUGUUUCAUAUUGUGAGCACUGUGAUAAUCACUUACAAACACGUGAAUACAGCAUGAAAAUAUUGUGUAAUGUAUUUCGUUCCAAUUAUCAUUUCUCAUAUUUAUGAUAUUUCUCACAUGAGAUUUGUUAUUAUCUAAGUUAUUUUUAUGCCAACUAGAAAAAAAAUUUAUAUUUUUUUAAAACAUUGUUUUAACGAUUCAUGCCAGCAAUACUCUGCUGAAAUUAUUUACAGACUUCAUUUUAAAAUUUUUUAAAAGCAAUAUCCCGUCUUCAAACCAUUGAAAUUUUUUUUACACAUUUAAAGAUUAGGUAUAUCUUUUUCUUUUAUUGUGAAGAUGGAACUGUUUGAGGUAUAUGUGCUAAAUUGUAUUGUUUAUUAAAUAUUUAAAACAA
Molecule: messenger RNA, 1898 nt
Organism: Gryllus bimaculatus (two-spotted cricket)
Lineage: Eukaryota; Metazoa; Arthropoda; Insecta; Orthoptera; Gryllidae
Source: the annotation of a GenBank genome assembly